GUCGAAACACGCGAUACAUUUGUGUUUUUGGCGGCCAUCGUAUUAUGAUAUUUUAAAUUCAUUCGUCCAUUUUGUCCGAUAAUUAAUUGGAUAAACCGGAUGCACUUUUAGAACUUGGAAGAUGAAUAUAUUUAUACGAAACUGGUUUCUGGUUGCACUUUUCGUUUUACCGCUCGAGAUUAUCGAAAUGGGAAAUGGUUACAAACUGAUUAGACCGUACAAGUACUAUCAACCUAGACCAUUGCGGUGGUCUGGAUGGUGGCACACGGAUCACAAAUCAUCCAAGUUCUACCGUUCUAAGAGGAUAUCGCCGGAAGACUAUUACUCCCGCAAACCAAUCUAUAAUAGAUAUGGUUCGGCGAGAGACGAUUUUGACGGACGUACCGAAAAUUAUCCCUGCAUCAUCGUGAUACAAUUGUCUAAAGGGAGAAACGAAUACGAAGACGAUAAAAGAAACAAGAAAUACGAAAGAAUUCCUAUAUACACCAGUGAAAGUGAUUACAUCGAGGAUAACGACGAAUCAAAGAUGUUGGACGUUAAUAACAGAAACGUGCAAAUACAGAUGAUCAAAAGCGAAAAUCCAAAAUUGCAUAUCAAAAUAUCAAGAUCGGAUAACGAAAAAGGUAUUAAAAUUAUGGAUAAAUUGAAUAUCAGUGUACAAGAUCAUUAUUGACAAAUAUAUAUACGAAUUUAACAUUUGCAUAACAAUAGAAUAACAUUGAAUUUCUAUAUCUUAUUUGAAAAAUUUUUAAUGAGAAUGAAUAUUCUAGUGAUUGAAUUGACAAUUGCUUAGAAAAAAAUUCUUUUAAGAAAUCUCCCUUGAUCAAAUCUCAGAAGAAUUAUAAGGAUUAAAAAUUUAUAAUUAAAUAUUUUUAGAAAUUAUUAUUAUUUCGUACUUUUGUAUUUAUUAUGUCGUAUUAUAAUUAUUAUAAAAUCAAUCAUUACUUGACUUAAUUGUAAAUGAUAAUAUAUAUUCCGUAUUUAAAAUAUAAAAAUUAAUGUAAUGAAUUUUCUCGUUGUAUUAAUCGUUUCUGGAAUAAAAUAAUAAACUCGUGUUAAAAUA
Molecule: messenger RNA, 1063 nt
Organism: Apis cerana (Asiatic honeybee)
Lineage: Eukaryota; Metazoa; Arthropoda; Insecta; Hymenoptera; Apidae
Source: RefSeq, a predicted model, not a curated record